GCAUCAAGCAUUCAAGGCAACCCAAACAUUAGUUUCAGAGUAGCUGUCAGUGAGUGUACUACGCUGUAGUGCACUGUAAUUUAUUUUACGAACGAAACCUAACCUGCGUUUCAUUCAUGUGAUAAUAUUUUGAAAAUUUUCGGUGCCUCCUGACAAAUAGUGAACUAGUUUUUUUAUAAUUUAAUUAGGUUAACAUGAAAAGAGCAGUAUUAUGUACAUCACUCGCGUUAAUUUCUCUUCUGGGGGCUGUGACAUGUGAGCUUACUGUUUCUAAACAUGACUUGACUCUGACUCUAAACGAAAAAGAAACAUUUGACUUAGAAAUAAGCAAUAUAUCGGAGACAAAUGCAGUUCUGCAGUUCGUCAUUCAACAUGAAGAUAUUGUGAAUAUAAGCACUCAAAGCGUAGAUUUAAGUGGCCUUACCAAUGUGUCUAUUCCUAUUGACGUAGAAGCUAUAGGAGCAGGGCAUUCUCAAGUGUAUGCCAAUAUUUCAAACUCGUCAAUCAACGUUGACGAUGUCUAUCUAAGGGUUACUGUUCAUAAGAUACCGGGACUCGACACGUUUUCUCUGGUUAUUGGAUGGCUGUAUUUUGUAGCUUGGUCGAUUUCCUUCUAUCCACAGAUUUACAUAAACUGGAGGAGAAAGAGUGUGGUUGGUUUAAAUUUUGACUUCAUUGUGUUGAACAUUAUCGGUUUUACACUGUACGGAAUUUUCAAUUUGGGACUUUACUGCAUACCUGAGAUCGAGGAUGAAUAUUUCAACAGAUAUCCACGUGGCUUAAACCCAGUUCAAAUAAACGAUAUCGUGUUCGCUUUGCACGCGGCUGUUGCGACGAUAUUCACGAUAAUCCAGUGCUUCAUCUACGAAAGAGAAGAGCAACGGGUCUCUAUUACCGCCAGAGUCAUUAUAGGCAUAUUUGGAACCUUCCUAUUGAUCAGUAUUAUUUUAGCUGCCACCGACGUUAUUCACUGGUUGGAUUUCCUCUACUACUGUUCUUAUGUGAAACUUACGAUUACUUUAAUUAAAUAUGUACCGCAGGCUUACAUGAAUUAUAAAAGGAAAAGUACAAUAGGUUGGAGUAUUGGCAAUAUAUUACUAGAUUUUACUGGUGGAACGCUCAGCAUGUUGCAGAUGAUUGUAAAUGCCUGGAAUUAUAACGACUGGGUGUCAAUCUUUGGAGAUCCAACUAAAUUCGGCCUGGGAUUAUUUUCUGUGUUAUUUGACAUCUUCUUCAUCGUGCAACAUUAUGUUUUGUAUAGACACUCUAAUUAUGAGAAAAAAUAAUGUACUUAAGUUAGUAUUUUUUUUUAAUAUUGUUAUUUAUUUCAGUUAAACAAUACUUAAAUUGUUACUAGAGCAAUAUAUUUUUUUGUUUUUGUAA
Messenger RNA from Anoplophora glabripennis (Asian longhorned beetle), 1383 nucleotides. RefSeq names its product cystinosin homolog (gene Ctns). Gene Ontology annotation, cellular component: lysosomal membrane. The transcript is spliced from 9 exons. Gene Ontology annotation, biological process: L-cystine transport. The record is from RefSeq and is a predicted model, not a curated record. Bases 195 to 1286 code for a protein of 363 amino acids. NCBI's taxonomy places the organism in Eukaryota, Metazoa, Arthropoda, Insecta, Coleoptera, Cerambycidae. Gene Ontology annotation, molecular function: L-cystine transmembrane transporter activity.